GAAGUCUUUGAACGCUAGUAAGGAGGUUGUCCCCUGGGUUGUCUGAAGUUAACUCAUGUUUUAUACAAUCCUCUUCAGUAUUUAAGUUUUCUUUUAAUUUCUGUUACGAUGUAAUGCUUCAAGGCCUUCAAAGGAAGGCGGAGAAAGGUAUGAUUGACUCUGUUUACUAUGAGAUCCGCAAAAUCACCGGGGGUGAACUCGCAUGGCAACAGAUUCAUCUCAACUCAAACACCGGUGAGGCUUCCGCUUUGUUGUUAACUGUUUUAAUAUUUCCCAUGAGAAGAAGCAUCGUUCCAGGGUAUCUAUAGCUUUAGGGUUGUUAAUUUUUUAAAACUUCUGUGUUUAAUGUUGGCUUUACUCCGCCGUCUUCGUUGGAGAAAAGAACGGUUUGUAGCUCAUGGCGGUGCUAGUUAAUUAGAGUCAGGGUUCUUGUUCUAGAAUCAUGUAUUGAAGGUCUUUCUUUGGCUAGAAAGCCGCUGUUUAUUUAAGAUUUCGCCUCCACUCUGUAAAUUGCAUGUAUUCCACCGCACAUUAGUUACUUUUGGUUAAUUUAGUGUAGUUAAUGCCUAGAUAUAAAGUGCCUCAAAGCUGCAUGAAACUGGUGGAACUUUGGCAGGUCAUACAGUACGUUUUAUUAUAUGCUAAAGCAAUUCAAGGUCUCUAAGCUAAUCUCUGUCAUAGAACCUCGAGUUUAAGUCCUGCCCUGACGACUACCUGGAUUUGUUCUUGGAAAUCCCGAGUUCAAAUCUUUGGCCACAAUAGCAAAAUAGCCACCUGGUUUUCCUUCUACCAGCUGGGUUUCUUAAGCUUGAUACGUUCCAAUUAAAGAGUCAAAUCCUGUUAAUAUGGACACUGAGGGGGCCAUAAAAAGUUCAGUAUUAACAGGGUGUCCAUAUUAAGUGGGCUGAAUUUAGAGAUCAUCAAAGGGCUUUCUUCUCCCAUGGACAAAGCAAACUGUCUGUAAUAAAUGAAGUGCCCAUAUUCUAUGUUUUCACUGUGAUGCCAUCAAAAAUAAAAAUGCAAACAAUUCAAUACAGAGAGUCCAGAAUCUGGGAAAUUAAAGAAGAUGAAUAUACAAAAAACCUUGCCAAGAAUCAAGUCUGUGCGAUAUUUCUUAUGCAAGAUAUUCAGAAAAAUGUUUUAUUCAAAUUCAUACAGUAAAGCUUUAUAUAUAUGGAAACAACAUGGCCACCAGAAAUCAAUAAAAACACCUGUUUUUGAGUUUUCCUACAAAGCGUUAAUUCCUUGCUUGAGGAACUCAUAAAGUUAAAGUAAUAAUUAUUAUUCUGAGGCAAGGAAUGUUUUUUUUAACCCACAUAAGAGCUUUCCCAACCACCAGCUAGAUGCUGCAUCAUGCAAAAACCUGAAAACGGAAGCAUCCUCUAUUGCAAAACAAAGGACCCUUUCAAGCCGAAAAUUUGUAUAUUAAAGGUGUUUAGGUGCUGUAAUACCUCAUGAAAGUAAAAACUCAGAAGAAUUGAUAGUUUCUUAGUUUGAAUUUUGGUGACGUCAUGUGAAAACUAAGAGUUAAGCGGGUGUCCGUACAAGGGGUCUGACUUUGCUUCAUUAUCCCUGAAAAGUCCCUUCAAGGGAUAGGAUAAUAGAGUGUAAUUUCUUAUCUUUCAUUUUUCAGUGACUGUGUACAAAACAACAAAAUAAUUUAGUUAUUUCAGUAUGGUAAAUCAUAAUGUGUUGCAUUCCUCUAUUCUUUUCAGGAUAAAAAACCCGCUAUUUUACAUCAAAAGCAAGUGGCAAGAAAGCCUUAUCGUCAAGCAAUAACACCAUCACCCCCCAAAACAAGCCCUGGUUCGAGAAAUGUUUCAAGACCGCAAACUUCAUUGGGACUUUAUAAUGAACAAGAGGCUACUUUUGAUGAAGUGUUGGAUUAUUCAAGGCCGAAAUCUGCAUUUGGAAACAACAAUGAAAGAGUAACAAAAGUGUACAACAUUAACAGGUAAAUUCUUGUACAUUUUAUACAAAAAUGCCAACAGGGUGAUAAAGGAUUGGUGAUAGAUCCUAAUUUCCCUCAGAGUUCUGUUCCUACUUGUUUCUUGGGCUACUAUCUCAGAUUCAGCUAUGGUCCUCUUUAGGAGGUUGCCUCUUUCAAUACUGAUCAUGGGCAUGCUUUUGUGCAUCUUAUAUAUUUUCCAAAAAAGAUGAAGAAAUAAAUCUGCUGAGUAUGUCAAAGAAUUUUUUUAUGGAAAAUACAAAAUAUUCACUGUUUUUUUAGAUUGAAUGCCUUUUGACAAAAAAUGAUCCCCUUCUCCCCCCCCGAUCAAACCUGUGCAUCUGUGGAAGCUUACAGUUUUAUCCUUUGCUUCAACAUUUGAUAUUUAGGUCAAAAACUUCGACAAAGAGUAGAACGGUCAACAAGUCUACAAAGACUACCCAAAGAUCAAAGAAAGGCCCAUCCAAAGCAAGAGUUGUUUGGGUGGACAAUGCUGUGCCACAGGACACCCAACAUGAGUCAAACAGUGAUGCAGUCACAAAUUCAACUGAAUUUGAAUCAUCAAAAUAUAACACACCAAGUAAGUGCCCCUUUUCACAUUCUGUCCAAUGAUUCUUUGAAUUUAUAGCUUGAUCUGUUUUUUUUGUGAUCUAAAUACUUGGUCUGAUGUACAACUACAUCACUUUGUAUAAACCAGGAGCAGAGAGUUAUGCAAUCACUGAGUUGGUUUCAGUGUUCAGCAAAAAUCAAAUACCGUUAAUGACCUAAUAAAUUGCCUGGGGCGUCUAUUCAAUUUUGGGGGUGCUUAAUAUAAUGCUUUUGGUGAAAAUAUCACUUGAGAGAGUUAAAAAAUAGCAGAAUACCCCCUCCAGUUGAUACAUCUAGGCCAUCUAGAGAUCCAUAUCCCUCUUUGAAAUUUCAACACUGAUGUCAGAAUCCUUGCUCAUUGUUGUGUUCCUAUCGUUUGUCUAUCCUUCUUCAAAAUUGACAUUGUCCAAGAUGCAAUUAGCAAAGCCUUGUUGAUCAAGCAAGAAACUGAAUGAAUUGAAUGAUUUUGCACCUCUUGCUAGUCCCUGGUAUUUUGGACUAAUUCUCAUAGGGGCAUCUGUUAGGCAGGGGGCAUUUAUUAAAGAUGGGCGUCCAAUAAAAUUUUAACAGUUUAGAGGGAGUGUUUAUAAGAUAAGAGGCAUUUUAUUUGGAAGUGGGCAUUUAUUAGGACAUUUACGCAAGCAAUUUUAUCUUAAAGAAUAGGUUUUUGUUGUUUUCUUGUUCUUCUGGGCCUCCAAAGCGAAAGGUUGAAAUAAAAGGGGUAUCAUGCAUACAUACUUACAUAUAUGCAGUUACUCUUCCUUCAAGAAGUAAGACCUCCUUUCAGCUUGUCAUGCAAUAAUCUACUUAGGAGGCAAUGUUUAAGCAAAUAUUGCUGUGUUUAUCACGUCACUUCUUGAAGGUAGAAAUCAUGAGUCACAACUAUACAUGUGGUUGUUGUUUAUGGAUAACAAAAUAACAUCAAUUUAUUACUGCGGCAGGAUUAGCUCAGUGGUAGAGUGCUUGACUGCAGAGUGGGAGGGCACGGGUUUGAUUCUCGGGGGUGCAGGACCAGUACUCAGGGUCUUGAAAUAACUGAGUAAUACUGCCUUACCCUGCAAAUGGCCAGACCUUUCCAUGGCUUGGAUGGCCACAUAAGGUGACACUCCUGUCUCUGGUAGGAAAUGUAAAAAUUGUGUCCCCAAUUAGUAUUUUCAUCCUAAAAUUUACAUUGACAAUCAGAUAAAGUGCCUUUUUUUAUCACAAUGCACAUAAAAAGUUUAGGGUGCCCUGGCUGGAGUCUGUGACUGGCAUGUAUGUGCUGUUUUUUGUCUCAGGUAAUAAUUCCACUACUCAGACGUGGACUGUCAGUAAUUCACAAGACAAAGGAAGGUCAGCCCUCCCCAGAAGGCGUACAGGAUUCAAUGCUGGUGCCCUCAUACCGGGUUCUGUAUCUACUAUGGUGUCUAUACCAGAAUCAGAUGAUGGUCGCAGUUCAAGGUCCAUUGCCUCUCCUUCUUUUCAGAAUUUGCUAGAUCAUGAUGAAAGUUCAGAUUAUGAAACAGAUUUAGAGGAGGACUUUCCAGGUACAUUUGUACAAUGUUAUGACUGAAAACAGCCUUUCAGUGAGCAAUAUUGUGAAAACAAAUCAGUGAUUCAUUAUGUUACUGUUACUCAGUUCCAAAGAAAGUGUUUGAUCCAUCAGGAAGAAAUGUGUACCACAAGUUGUGCAAAGAAGAAGGUGAGAAGCCCCUUAAUAUUUCAACUUCCAAAAUACAUAAACUGAUAAUCUGAUAAGCCCCUUUUGAAAAUCACUUUCUAAUUAUUAAAACAUUUUCCAAAGAAAAUAACAGAAAAUAUUUGCAAAUUACAGAAGAGAGUUUUUAUUUUGCUGCCAAAACAGCAAAAAUACAAAAGUUAACUGCAGCUUUCACCUACUUAAAAAUGGAUUGUCACAGUCACAAUUUUUUCCUCCUCUUCUGCCAAUUGUCAGUGCUUUCUGAGAGGAUUGUCAUCAAUUUUUGAAGCCAUGUUGCCUGUCAUUUUUACCCAUUGGAAGGCUCCCCAAAGGGACAAUGAAGUUUUGGGUACUACCUUUGGCUAGCAACAACUGAUACUCUAAGGCUGUCAGCUGUUUUAAUGGUGUAAAUUAUUCCAACAAGUACCCUGCUAGCAGAGGUAUUUUUCCAACAUGAUUUUCAGUACCUAGUAUUUAAUAUGAAGUUGUUUGAGUCACUAGCGUUCACAUAGGUUGGCUUGUUUACGCAUCCAGUUUUUCUGUCAAACACAAAAAAAGAAAAUUAUAGGGAGAUGCAAAUUAAUGUGUAAAUGCUAAAAACCAUGCUGCGAAGAAACCUCUGCUAGCAGGAUAAGGAAAGAUGAAAUGGUGACAAACAAAACAAAGUUUGGUUAACACUAUGACAGUAAAGAAAACAAUAGAUAUAGCUGUACUUCAAAUAAAAAUUAAGUGAAAUGCUAAGAGAGACGUAUAUUGUACAUGUAUAGCUAAGACAAGGGACAUGCAUAACCCACCCAGCCCUAAAAGGGCCUCUAAUUUUGGCUGGUUAAGUAACACUUUUUUAGUUCAGGAUCAUUCAGCAGUCAUUCUUCACAUGAGAAAAAUUAAUUAUAAUCUAUUGAUUUACCAGUGAUAUUGUUUUUACGAACAGAUCUUGUCCCAGUGUCAUAUUUGUCUGACCGGUUCAGAUCCAAAGAGAUUGUUAUGAAGCAUCAUGGACUGGGAUCUCAAGGAACACUGCCUAUUGCCCAGGCACUCAUUGUACGUACCUUGACCUAGCUAUUAACCAAAUGCCUUUUAUUUUAGUGUUUAACACAAAUACCAAAGCAGGUGGUUUUUACAUGAAGUAUUUUUUACCCUUGGUUUUUCUGUGUGGAAGUUACAAGUUAAGGAAAGACAGUGUGUUGCUAAAUUAAAUCUAUUCUUUUGCGCUAAAGUUCUGCAGUCUCUUGAUGUACUCAGGCAGUUGUUACUGCUUGAUCCUUCACCCUUGAUUUAAGUGCAUAGGGCCAUUAUUAAAAUAUGGGCCCAUAUAUUGGUCAUGUGUGCAAUUGUCCUAACACUAUAGUGUGGACAAAGAAGAUGCUGUUUGCGAAGUCUAGGAUUCCACACAAAUUAAUAGUGCUUAAAAUUAUUAAAUGUCUCCAUUGAACAGGCAAAGAGGUCUACAUAAGAUAAGAGUUGCUUCACUGCACUGGUUGACUGUAUGGUCACCAGUGCAACUCAUGGUAACAGAUGUACCGUCUGGAGGAUUUUAAUUGUAUUGUACUUUAUGUGCUGCACACAAUUUAUUAGAAGCUCCUAUUAUUGGCAUUCAAGUCUUCAAAAAGCACAUAUUUUGACAUUGUCAAAGGGACAGAAAAUGUACAUGUGGUUGUGCAGUAUAUUGAAACAUGAAGUGCCUGGGUAAUAAUCAUUACACAACUUAACCACUUUUCAGUGAAGGAACUUAGACUUUAGAAAAAGACAUUUUCAGACUGCUCUGCCAUCUAUAUAGACAGCCAAAAAUAAUUGUUAUUUAUAAGUAUUGUAACAUAUUUUUCUUCAUAUUAGUUUGUGCAGGUACCUUUGACAAUCCCUUAAUUUAUCGAUCCUUCCUUUUUCUCAGAAAAAUACUUUUACAGAAAGGUUAGACUUGACAGAUAACUACAUAGAGGCUGCUGGGGGAGUUGCAUUGGCCAGAAUGUUGAUGGAUAACUGCUUCAUCACAGAAAUAGUAAGUUAAAUCUAUGUUGCUAUCAAUAAUUAAGGCACUGCAAUGCAUGAUUAGCAUGACUAUUAUGUCAUGUAAAAAAGGAACCUGGAUGUUUUUAAAUGCACUUAACAAUCAUGGUGGCCGUCAAUAAUAGUUUGAUAACCAGGACUUUAUGCAACCAAUAUCACUCAUCUGGUCUUUUUAAGCUCACAACGUGAAUGUCAUGAAUAAAUAAUCAUGCAAUUUAACAGCAGCAAUAUACAGUCUGGUAAAGCAUCCCUUUCUACAGAAUUUAUAAUUCAAUGGGAAUUCUGAGUCAGAGGGGUUUCCCAUCAGCCCUAGGCACCAAACCACAGUCUAUCUACAGUGCAAUAAUAAGGGUUAAUUGGACUAAGCUGGAAUUUUCAGAGGCUUGAACUAGACAUUGUUACAUGAACCAACAAAAUUUCAAGCAGGGAUUUUAGUGUGGAUAUUUUCUGUAACUGCAACAAAUUUUACCCAUGCAAGCAUGUCAUUUUUUGACAGAAACUAAGCAAUAAAUUUUACUCCAACAGUAAGCAAGUCCAACUUAAAAUCUAGAGCUGUCAGGUGUUUUCAGACUUUAAGCAGUCUUAAUGUAGAAAGAGGGAGCAUAUAGGAUUUUGUAUGACAAGAUGGGAAAAGAGGGCUUUGAAAUAAAAUGUUUGUAAGAAAGUGAGACAAUGACGUGGUUUUUUGACACCCUGAACAAUGUUAAAAAAUAGUUAUUAAGUUAUGCCAUGACAGAAACAUAUGUCAUGUGCCAUUGUGUUAUUUCAGAAAAUAUCCAUACCCCCACCCCACAGAUGGUCUUUUAGAUUAUACCCCCUCCCCCUCAGAAUUUUUAUUAACCAUCCAUGGGAAAGGUAUGGAUAUUUCCUGGAAUGAUCGAUACAUUAUUAUCAGAUCAUAAAUAACACUCUCACUGGUUGGCUGUGUACAUUGUCUAGCUGAGUGUAAAGUACUAUUAAAGGAGUGGCAAUUAAGUAACUAAAUUAAGCUCUUCCAUUGAAGAAAAACUGAAAUGUAAACCUAAUAUACUUAUACAUUCCUCCCAAACUGCUUCCCAUAAUUACAUUAAGUUGAUAAUUUAAGCUCAUACAGAGGUCUGUUUAGCAUGACUUUUUAAAAUUAAACACUAGGACACAGUGGACAAUCACAAUCAUUUAAAGUAAUUCUUGAGGGAAAUAAUUAUGCUAUUUGUUGGCUAAGGAUUAUCGGCAUGGGAGAUUUGAACAGAUCUGUUUGCUUUAAACAGCAUUAACUUUAAAAAUUACAGUAAAUUAAGUAACUGCAUUGCAAUGAAAUUAAUGAUUUUUCUAUUGGUUUUGUUUGAUUUUUUCUCACAUAUUUGAUGUAUAAGUUAAUAAUAUUUCUAAAGGCUGUUGAUUAAAAUAAUAAUCAAUGUUCCUAUCAUCUGAUGACAGUUCAUUUUGAAAUCAAGAGCAGUGACAAAAUACUGACAGGUUUGUUAACAUUUUAAAACUUUUAAAAAAUGAUGAGAAUCUACGUAAACUUUUCAGUAACCCAUUUUGUUGAGUAACAACGGUGUGUAUUCUUCACAGUAAAAACCAUUUUACCUCAUAUACCAUUUAAACUGUGCACCCAUCUGCUGAAUUAUAAACAUUUUAAAGAGCUAGGUUUUAAAAUGCCUUAUUAUUAUCCACCACACCAGUUAACUGGGAAUAACAUCAAGACUCUUUACAAUACCAAGAUAAUUUCAACAGGUAAUUUCAACACAGCAUUAAAUACGCUUGUCGUUUUUAUGCAGUACAGCUACAAUCGACUCUCUCUUAACGGACAACCCUAUAAGACGGACACCUCCCUAAAACGGACACCUAGAGUUGGUCCCUACCUUUCUUUACUCCCCUUAUUUGACUCUCUAUAAGACAGACAUCUCUCUAAGACGGACACUUACUGCCGAUCCCAAAGGUGUCCAUCUUAGAGGGAGUUGACUGUAUAUCUCGUUUCUUCUUUGUUAGAACUUGUCUGAGAAUUUUCUUCGAUCACAAGGGGGUGUGGCUUUUGCCAGCAUGUUACUGAAGAACACAUCAUUGAUAAAGCUGGUGCUAAGAUGUAAGUAAAUUAUUGCGAGUGUUUUUUAUCAUUAUACUUUGAGAACAGCUUUUUAGCCUCAACUACCAACGGACUGAAUUAUCACUAUCUGCUAUAUUGUAAUAUUGUAAUGAAACGCGCUACAGGUUACUCUUUACGAGAGCCAGGCUCUCUAACGGUGCCUCGUUUCAGUUCUACCUAUGGCAAAAACUCUGUCGCUCAUAGAGGCCCCGCACUAUGGAAUGCUUUAAUUUUUAAGGACAAGAAUUUUUCAAACAUAAGUUAUAAAGACCUGAAGAGUAAAACCCGUUCAAUGGAAAUUUUUAAAGAGUUGACUUUUGAAACAACUACAACAACUACAAAUUUUAGAUGUAAAGAUUUUAAUUAUAUUUAGGAGAUUUAGAGUUUUUAAUGAUGUACACAUAUAGUUUAGUCAGAGUUUUUAACAAUGAGCUUUUAGAUAGUCUGAUUUUGUGUUGUUUUAUUACAUGUACGUAUAUAUUUCGUUCUUAGGUUUAUUUUUUAUGCACGACCCCAUAAGCUGCGUAGCUUUUAAUGUCAUUGUGCUAAAAUAAAGGCUGUCUGUCUGUCUGUUUGUCUGGAAUCUUGGGCGGUGCGCUUGACCUGGCUUGACUUUAAACUGGUAUUGCUGUUGGUCACUUCUUUGUAAAGCGAUAAAAUAACGUGCAAGGGAGCACUUUUUCUUUCGAAAAAUGGGUUUCUGAGACUCAAAAGUCUAACUGAGCACAAGUUUUAUUGAAUGUGUGUGAGAGUUUCAUGUCUUCUCUUAUCAGCAAACCACUUGUCGGACAAAGAUGCCAAAGCAUUUGCCGAGGCGCUGAAAGAAAAUCGCACUCUGACUCACCUGGACCUGAGCCACAAUGAAAUUGGAGAAAUGGGUGGAAUUUACUUAGGAGCUGGUCUGGUAAGAGAUCUUUAAUAAACAAAGAUCAAAAUCUAAAUUUUCAAUAUUCAUUGUCACGCUUCACCUUAUAUUUGUACUUUAAGAAUUUGAAAGAAUUUUAUUGAAAAUAAGUACAUUUUUGUUCCUUGACUAGUCUCCCCCGCAGCCGUUUGCGAGGGAGACUAUUCCUUGACAGGACUUUGUUCUAGCAGCCCCCGGUCGUCCCUGGAACCAUACUUUCGCUUUUGGACAACUAGCAAAUCUUAUUUGUUGUUAAAUAUGAAACCCGGGAUGAAACCGUAUACAGUGGAACCUCGAUAUAACGAAGGGCCAAGGGACUGGCAAAAUUUGUUCGCUAUACCGAGGUUUCGUUAUAUCCAGGUUCUUUUUCAUUACUGGGGCAAAGAAAAUCGUUCGUUAUAUCGCGGAGUUCGUUGUAUGGAGGUUCGUUCGUUAUCGAGGUUCCAAUGUACUAGGCAGGUCUAGAGCACUGGCCACUGGCUUGAGCUUUUGUCCUGUGGAAAAGGUUUAAAGGCAAACUUUAACAAAGAUACUUUUGUAAACACUUACUUCAGAAGCUGAUCUUAGGACAGCCUUUGAAGUCACUUUUUGCAGCCUUUUUAGCUUUUUUUCCCCUCCGUAUCAUUUUAGUACAUUUUUGUUAAAACUAUUAUAAACUUCUGUAAAGCACCCGUGUUAAACUGCUGCAACAUGUUUAUAGUAUUGUUGUUGUUACUAAAAAAUCUUUUUUGGAUUUCAAAGCUUUGUGUCCGUUAUGCAAAGAAAAUGAUGUGUUUGCUGGUGAAUAAAAUUAUUUCUUCCUUGCCUUGGCAGGGUAUGAACUAUGGUUUAAAACACCUAGAUCUCAGUUGGAAUUGUAUAAGAUUUAAAGGUGCUGUUGGAAUGGCCCAGGGUUUGAAGGUAAGUUUGUCUUAACAGCCACUGAUGGAAAUCAUUUUCUGACUGUGCAGAAAGGAGUGGCUCUCAGCAAGGGAUACAGUAAAAAGCCGCGUAUAAGAACCUAGAUUUCUCCAACUUAGCCUAAAUAGAUUCUUAUAGAAAUGGUAUUUAGUGGGAGUUUAGGCUACGUGGGUUCUUAAUUUGAUAGGGGCACUAGCGAUCAGCACAGAUAACUACUACACGGCAUAUGUGAUUUUGAAUAUAUUGCAUUAUUAAAUAAUCAUCCAGAAUACAAUUUAGAUGAUAACCAUACAGUAAAUUUAUCUUUCCAAAGUACUAGUUAGCAUUCAUGCAUGUCUUUCGUGCUGCUGUGUCCAUAAAAUGCUGUGUUACAUUUUGAAUCUUACUGGCUGAAACCUAAACUAAAAAUUUUGGGCUAAAUAGGUUCUUAUGAAACGGCUGUUUAAAAUGAAAAUGUUAGACUAACAGGUUCUUAAAUUUUAGGUUCUUAUAAGCGGGUUUUUACUGUAUGUGACGUCCAUAAAGAAAACUGAGAAUGAAUAUGGCAACCCCACAUUUUUGUCGAUUUUUGGCAAUGAAGCAGAGUAACAUUGCUCAAAAAUAGUAAAAACUGCAUGGAACCACCAUUUGUUGUUGUUUGUUUAUUUUAAAAAUUCAUCUAGUGUAUAUUACAUUGUUGUUAUUUUUGCACCGUAUCAAAUUGUGAUUUUAUGUAGACCUCACCACAAUGAAAAUGCACAUUACAGUCGAACGUUCCGUAAUCGACCACACAAAAUGCCAAGAGUUAGUGUUCGCUUACGAAAGUUGUAUUGUAGGAGGUCAUUUACGAGGAGAAGGCCCGACACAUUUACUUUUGGAGAGAAUGUAUUGCAUGCAAUUUCGAGGUUACGAUAUAUGUAAAUCCAUGUAGUUUCUAAAAGUCCUUCUCAUUCAUGUACUAUGAGUACCGUAGUACAUACAGCGAACACAAAUAUCAGACCAUUGUAUCAGAUGGAAAAUUAUUCGACCGUCAUCUUAAAAAGUGAUGGUGGUCGCUUUCGAGAGGUGGUAGUUGUAGGUUCAAACUAUAAGGCUUUGACGGGGAAAAUCUUGGUCUUUUGGAUAAGUGGUCACUUCUGGGGGUAUCCGGUCACCUCGCCACCAAUGAAAUCGCCAACAAGAAAUAUGUAUGUUAAUACUUAUCGAAAGGACAAGUCUCUGAAUUCUUUCACUUUAGAUUUACAAUGGAAUUUAAGGAGGUAAGGUUCAAGUGACAAGAUUAAUCAACUUUCAUAAGUUAAAGGAUGUUGGAUUUUAAACAAAUCAAACCUCUCGAGCGAUGCAAAUAACCCGUAUAAAGGUAUUAAAAAGUAGCAAUUAUUCACAAAACUGAAGAUGAGAAGUACGACGCAAGGUGUCAAUUAAAAUCGAUAAACUUAAAUUUGGGCUUAAGGAAGAAGUAACAAUCCCAGGUAAGUAAACAGUGUCAAUUAUUGUAGAGUAAUUAUGUGGUGGCGAGAUGACCGUAAACCCUUGUGAGAGGUGGUCACACAUGGAGGUUUUACUGUAUUUGUCAGGUUAAGAAGCCAGCCUUAUGUGCAACCCUUCUUAUACAUGCAUACUAUCUUCUUAUUUUCAGACAAACGAUUGCCUUUCACAUCUCAACAUUUCCUGGAAUGGUUUAUCCCUGUUGGGAUGCGUGGCUCUGGGACGAUUUCUGAAGAAAAAUGAAGCUUUAGAAUCACUUGACAUUAGGUAUUGUCUAUCUUUUACAGGACUCUGAACUCACGACGCUAGAGAUGCCACGGCACCAAAAAGCAGCCGCAUUCAAAGAGCAUAGAAAAGCACUUCUGUUACAGGGCCAGAAUGUGAAACAUUGCAACAAUCUUGGACGAAACGCUCUAUAACAUUUCCUGUGCGUACUUCGAGGGCAUUUUUCUAAACAUCGUACAAAUGUGCCCGCUGCAAAUCAUCCCUCCCCCUCCCCUUAAAUCAAUGUUGUUGUGUCUUCAAAAGAGAGCCUCAACCUUGGGCGUUUGUGCGAAGCAACGUUCAUUCGGGGGAGGUGGUUGUCUUUACUUGAAGUUGUUUCUCAGGUAGAAUGAUUUGGCGGGAUUUGUAGCUAUUAUUGGGUCAAGGUAAAAUAUUGCUUGCCUGGGUAUCAUUUUGUUAUCUUAGGUGAAUGAAAGUUUGCUCCAUAUAAGGUGUGGGUAUACUACACUGUUUUGCCAGAGCUUCCCUUGAGAAGUUAGGUUGUGUUAGACUCGCUUUAAAAUGUGAUCACUUUUAUGUUUGUGUUUACCUGCUGAUAAAUUGCCGAAGGAGACGAACAACUUGGACCCGAUUUUGCGGUAACAUGGAAGGCUGACAUAAAUCGACAUUUUCGACUGUUCUUACCUUUUUGAUAGUAACUCUCUAUUUUAAUUAACUAAAAUUAAUCGAUAGCGAUUCAGCACGUAAUUUUAAGACGAGAACGAAGACGUGGACUUUAUUCAAACGUUCUCCUGUGCUUACAGCUUUUCUUUGUUAGAACACCUCAACGUGUCACUCGCCAGCCAAAUUUCGCAUCCCUAAAAUUGGCUCCAACUAUUUCUUAAGGGAAGAAAUCUUGAUCACUAAAGCAAACAAAAUUUCAGUGUCUCAAAGUGCUUUUCAAUUUAAUGAACACAAAAACAUUCACAGCAGUACUCGAAAUCCUUUUGUAUUUUCAAGCCGAAUCUCCAGUAGCUCGCGAGCAAGCUCUUCAUUUGGGGGAUAUCGCGAAAAGUAGACGAGCGAGAGGCACACGAGAGGAGACGCGAAAGUGGGGGGAAGCGGGAAGGGGGCUUCCCCUUGCGGCCUCGCCGCUCGCUGGCGCGUUCUCGCGCGGCUCGCCCAAAUAGGAGAGCUUGCUCGCUGGCUAAAUGUCCAGUUGCGGGCAGAAUAUGGCAAUAAGGGCGGUUUCCAUUUGUCAGAACCGCACCGACCGACCAGACCAUUCCAGUCAUGAUGAGAAUUUCACUUUUAAUCAAUACUAUCCGGCCAGAUCACUCAAUCCUAAAAAGCAUACACGAAGGAGAUAGUGUUUCAACAAAAACUCUCGGAAAAAAGCAUUUUUCAUAGUCAAAAUGACUGGUCCGGCUAUGGAAAGCACCCUAAGAUGAGCACAGCACUUGCGUUCCAAAUCUGAUUUAUCUUUCCUCACCCAGCUAGAUGCAUAAAUGAAUGGACAGGUAACAUAAUGCCGAGGGGAUAUUAACUACACAUUUCUUGUUGGGAAGUAGCAAUACUCUUGUCUACCACGUUUGACAGAAACGAGGUUAAGUUCCUGCCGUACUAGCCUCCCCCGCGGACGUUUUUUGGCGUGACGAACCCCUAAGAACGUCUGCGUGGGAGGCUACUACCCUAGGGUUGUCCCGUGGCUCGUGUGCGCCCCGGAUAUUUCCCUUCCCUACCCGUUCCACCACCCGUUUUCCCCUUGAGAGCUUGCUGUGUUAGAACUGUCGACUUCAUGAUUGUAAAACACAUUAGCCAUAAAGGAGUAUAAUGAAGUACUUUUGAAUCUUUUUUAUUUUUUUUGCAGUAACAAUCGUAUUGGUCUACUAGCCACUCAGAAACUGGCUCUUGGCAUUGCUGCACACCCAAAUCUCAAAGUCUUAAAGGUACGCAACGUUCGUCCACAUUGGAGUGAUCAGUUUUGGAUAGCGAUGUGGGCGUGCCGUCCCCAUCAAGUUCUUUGGUACCUUUUAUAACCCUUAACAUUUAAAAAAAAGUGAAAAGUCAAUUAUCAUUUAAGUUCUUCGGCUUCAAGUUCUACAGGGAACUGAUGUUCAGAAACAAUUCGUUGGAGUUGCUUAUACCUCUUUUAGUUUGUGUUUAAGUACAACAGGAGAGUUAAUUUGCGUAUAUACAAAGUGCGAAAAAGGAGGUUUGUGUCAUAGACUUUGUCCUCUACCGACUCUCUUAAAUGAAGAUAUCAUACACAGCGGAAGAAAGCACUGCUUGAAGUUUCAAAUAAAUGCUAGGUUAAUUAAGAGUAACACUGUGUAUCUUCAAUGUAAUUGACAGAUUUAACAAGACAACGCGACAAAAGUGUUCAUAGCGCGGAGAACAUAAAACCGACAUGACCGCGUAUAACAAAAGACUACCAGUCUUUCAGCUGUCUGUGACAUGAUCAAUGGUAGAAAAGCAGCCUUUUUCUUAGUCUUCCUCGGCGAUUUCGGACCUGACGUCACCUGUUAGGCUUGUCGGAUAGCGCGGACUGGCAUGGGAACCAGGCUGGUGAAUAGCAAAUAAAUCUCCGGAAGCCACGUUUAGUCCUGUCCGCGCGCUUUCGCGUUUUCAUUUGACAUUCUGCCGUCUUUGCUAAACCUGCCUAUUGCUGUAAUCCUUGCAGAUCGGGAAGAAUCCUAUUGGGGAUGGAGGAGUAGAAACGCUGUUGAAUGUCGUCAAGGCUCACCGCACCAUAAAGUUCCUUUCUCUUGAAGUAUGUUUGUUAAAGUUUGUAAAAUUUUAAGUCUUAAGGUUUGCAUUGAAAGAAAAUACUCGCGCAGCAUGCGCUAGCCCGUUACAAUAAACAUGCGUGUUUUCUUAUCAAUCCUGAAAAAUGCAUUUUCUGGCUCUCGACAAAUGUUAGUUAUCUGUGCUUGGCACUAGGCAUCGGGGUAUUUCCCACUGUGUUUGCAGGUAUUCCUGUACCACGUUCUACAUAACUAUUCUUACAAUUUAUCAAAGUAGAAUCAAACCUCUACGACCUCCUCUAUACAGUCUGGGAGCAAGCUUUCUGGGGGCUUUGAGGGCGGGGGAGAAAAAGGGGGGUAUUUGUCUCGACCCCGGACCCCUCAGCUAGCCCCCUAGGGAACAUGCUCGCCUGCUAGCCUCCAUAAUACGGACAUCUCUAUACGCCGGGGAUAGUAAUAUCAUAUUCGUCCCAGAAAUACCAAACUUAAUGAUUGUAAUAAUAGUGCUACUAUCAAUAAUAACAAUUACAGUAAAAAACAAUCCAGCUAGUGGUGCGGACAUGACUUGAGCUCGGAGCCCCCAGAUUUCAAGUCCAGCAAUCUUCAUACAUUCCCACCUCUACAUUAUACAGGCACCUCUGUAAUGCGGGCAUCUGACUCAGUCCAAUAGGUUUCUGUAAAAGAGAGUUUGACUGCCCAUGGGUAUUUUGUAAAACGUUCGAUUAAACGUAUGAAGAAAUGGGUUUUCUUACUGGAAUUUUGUGUCUACUCUUUUGUAGGACAUAACAGUAUCUCCUAAAAUAUUUGACGAAAUCAAAGAGAUUGAGAAAGAAAAAGGCGUCACUAUAAUUACAGGAGGUAUCGGCGGUUACAAGAGACCAAAGGUAUCGUUUAAGCAUUUUUUUUUUUUGCCCAUUCUUGGAAGUCGUCUGUUCGAAAUUUCUUACAGGAGUAGUGCGACAUACGUGAGGAUGUCUAUAAAUCUAAAAGGGCAUGAUGUCUCUCGCUCUUUUGUGGAACUAUUCCUGAAUUAGGCUUUGAGCAGGCUCCUUAUUGGGGAAAAAGGGCAAAUAACAAGACAAGCGCGAAGAAAGAGGCGAACCGGGUGUGGUACCGACGAGAAGAAGCGACCCUUUCCCCUGUCCAUUUCCGCGUUCGGUUCGAGAAUAAGAAUAGAAAAGGCAGAAAUCACGGGGUUUUGACAAAUUGUGAUUUGAGAGUGACCAUAAAGGGGUUAUAGCUGCUGAGAAUGGGUCGCCUGUGUGCAGAUGUCUUUUUUUUCCUUUGUAUAGGGUAUGGAGUGCGUUGUGGUUCAAAUCAUUUAUCCUUGGUUUUAAUUUUAUCUCUCACUGUUCUUGGGUACAGUAAUGUAUGGUUAUUAGUUCAAAUCAAGGGAAUAUAAAAUUAAAUUACGAAUUGAAUUUAACUACAGCAUUUACAACGGUGAUAUGGCCUAGGUGAAUGAUUGCGACCUUUGCGGAACUGAAAAAGAAGCCCUGGGUCCCCGAAUACACAUCACUAUGUGACCGCUAGAAUUGUUUUAAGAACCAGGUCAACACAGGGGCCCUCGGAGACGUUCAAAAUAGUCUCUGCUCUGCCUCCUUCCCAAUGGGAUUUUCUCAUCACUAUACUGGAAACAUCCCCACCCACCCCUCCCCUACCUAAACAUUUUGCCCUAAGUGUGUUAGGAGAGGGGCCAGUGGGUGGUUUUUCAGAAUCUUAUAGGAUUAUCAACCGUGUUGACUAUUAAAUCUCAACCCUUUCCUUCUUUUUUCCGAUCCUACCCGUCCCUCGUGGGUACGCGGCAAGAGGACUGCUGGCUCUACAAACCAUUUUGUAAUCAAAAUGCUAGUCCCACCUGGGAAAGCGCACGUUAGUACUUCUGAGUCAGUCGGCUCAAGCAGCAUUAAAUGAAACGAAUGCUUGACUUCGAGAUGUAGUUAUUCUAUUGAGUUUUCAGACAGUUCGUCAGCAAUUCAACUUUCUGUAGACUACUAGAAUAACCAUGAACUAAGAAUAUAGGCUUUUAGGCUAGGAUUGCUUUGGCGCCCGCCAUGGAGACUCACUAAGAUAGUAACAUUAAAGUCCCGGUAUGCAUGGCGUAUUAACAUUCAAUAUCGGCAUUGUUUACUCGCUAACUCUCAAGAUCUUCCAGAUAUUACUUUAAAAAUAUUAUCAGUUUUUUCAAAACUCACAAAUAUAAUCUUGAUAAAUAUAUUGUACUGAAAAGUUUAAGAGGUGCAACAAGAAGUCAACAAGGCGGCACGAACAAAAUUAUAGAUUUUGAAUAUCGCGCUGGUAAAGUGCCUUACAACAGUCAUAGUUCCAGUUUUAGGUGCUUUUUAAAAUAAAUAACUUAUGCUUGACACAAAUAUGAUAGGACACCUUUGCCACUUUUCGUGAUUUUUCUUGGGACAUUGUAAAUAACCCUCUCUAAUCUAUCUAUUUUAUUACUGAUCUGGCCAGGUUCAAAAGUCGUACUUUACAUGUGACGAACCCAAUAUUAAGGAGCAAAAUGUAUUGUUCUCGCUCGUCCCAUGUGAGGUUUGACGUUUGAAUUUUAAAGCACAUGUAGGGAACAAAUGCCAACAAAAACAACCAAAAGCUCGUUACGUAACACCUAAUAGUUUACCCAAUAACUUUAAGUAGGCAAUAGUUAUUCGGUAUUGAUAGGGACAAAAGCCUACUUAAGUGUAGUUUAAAUUAGGAGAGGUCGCGUUUAUAUCCUGUCAGUUUCACUUGAAGAUCACGAAAUAAUUUUUUUUCCCAUAACGUGGAUGAUUUACGAGAAAACCGUCAUCAGACUACAAAAGAACUACAUGGGAAACUUUGCUGACAAGCUAACACUAUAGCUUGUUUUUAAAGUAAUGAGUAUUUGAAUGUGCUACUUGUUUUAAAUUUAAAUGUUUGACGCAAUAAAUAGUACUUGUUUAGAAUUGUCAACUCGAGGCGAGCAUUUUAUAGCUAGCCUUAUAUUUGACUUUAAAGCCAUAAAUGCACAAAGCCAACGCUGUUAAAAUUAGUUUUGUAAUAUAUUGCUUCGCAUAUCAUGAUUUCGAGAAGUUCAAAUCAAAUUCUCUUAAAUAUGUUCAUGUUGUCCUUCAGUAGCAUAAUUAAAAAUAUUAAACUUUUCUAGUGAGGCCUUAAACUGCUGUUUAAAAAGUAAAAUCUAAAAUCCAAGCUUUCGCCGGUCAACGGCAUCAUCAUCCCUUUCAAAUUCUCUUUGUUUUGUUUUUCUUCCUUCCUCCAUCUAAUUUUUCAGGAAUUCGUAAGACAUGUAAUUUUCUCAAAGAAUGAUCUUUGAAGAUAAGAGAUUGCUGAAAGAUGGUAUUUUUAAAGUUUAAAGGACCUUUGCAUGUAUGCUAUUUGUAUUCAAGAUGACGUCACGAGAUUAGUUCUUCAUGCAUCACAGCCGUUAUUGGGCAUCGUAAUCAGUCGUCAUCAAAAGCAGUACAUAACAAUUUAAUGUUACUUAAAAAUGACGAAAAUGAUGCUUUGAAGUAUUGAACACAAUUUAAGAAAAUAGCGAUCCACACUGAGAAGAAUCCAGAUUGUGGUCAAGGCUGUUUAGCUAGCAACCAUCCCGUUGCGAUGGUGAGAGGCUGAAACGUUCGUAGCUACCAAGAACGAUUGGCUGAGGAAGUCAAUAGCUGUUAUUGACCACUCCAGAAAUACCAUAACAUACCAUAAUGCUCUUUGUUUGUCACCCCGAAAUUUUGCAUAAGGAUUGUCUUCAGUUUCUCUCGGGAGUUAAAAUGGCCCCAAGAGAAACUGAAAACAAUGCUUCUGCAAAAUUUUGGGAUGACAAACAAAGAGUAUUAUGGUAUGUUAUGGCAUUUUCUGGAGUGGUCAAUUACAGUUGAACCUGUGAAACAAGAACAAUUUGGGUUACGCAUUGACAAAGACACGAAAACCGUGAUUAACUCAGUGCACAAAGACCCACUCGUGUUAAACUUUUAAACCACUGUUAACUAAGGGUACUUUCCAUUUGUCAUAAAUGACGAGCCAGACCAUUCCCAUCGUAAUGAGAUUUUCACUAUUAAUCAAAACUAUCCAACCAGAUCAGUCAAAUCCUAAAUAGUAUGCACGAGGGAGAUGGUUUUUUUGGCAAAAACUAUUGGAAAAAGCCUCUGCUCUAGAGGCAGUUUGGCCGAUUGUUUGGGGCGCCAGAUUCGAAAUUCAAAUCCCCGAACUGAUUCAAGUCCCUUUCUAGUUGCGCGCAAACCCUUGACUAAAGGGUAGGGGUUGGCGGAGAAACUGUGAAGAUUGCUCAAUGGCCAUUUUUUUUCUCCGUGCGCUGGAUUUUUUAGUUUGGUAGUUCACUCGGAGCUAUCUAGACUGUCUACUGCCAGUUCACGGGUUACGCUUAACUUGUGACGUUUGAACUGGUAUAUUUGUUGCCGAUGUUAUUUCAAUUAUUGUUAUUUUUUAUUUUUUAUCUCGGUAUUUUACAUUAUUAUUUUUGUUUUCUUUAGGAAAUGCCUCCUGGUAUGCGCAUAUUGCUGAGUUUCAUUCAAGAUAACCGACUUCGCUUGGUUGACUGGUUUAACCAGUUUGACAAGGACCACAGCGGCGGGAUAUCCCGCGAGGAGUUUAAAACGGGACUCAAGGAAACUGGGCUUGUGAUGACUCAGGUAUCAACAGUCACAAACAAAAGCUUUUGUCUCCGUUAUUAUUUUGGUUGCAAUAUUAAAAGCUGUUUCAUCGUUUUCAUCUUAUUCUCUUUUCGUAUCUUUACCAAUCUGCAGCGACAAUUGGACAGACUUAUAGAUUUUAUAGACAUUAACGAUGACGGAGAAAUUGAAUACAGGUAACUAUGGCUGGGAUUUAUUCAUAGAUUGCUUAACUAACUGUUGUGAAACGCUCGGCCGAUCGAAACAAAGUCAAAGGACUGAGACAGUAGACAUGAACCAAUCAAAACUGGAAGAAGAAUUUUUAAGAAACUUUUAUGUGCAGGAAAACACUGGAAAACUAAAUGGUUUUGAAUAUGGUUAUGAUCUUUUGUGGAUUUCAGCCCAAAAUUAAAAAGUACCACAGGAUUCGGACGUAUCAGCACGUGCUUUUCCUUUCUUAUUAAUUGAUGAAAAGUGCCCAAAAGUAUAAUGGCCUGAUAAUCAACAUGGUUUGUUAGUCUGAAAUUGAGAUUAAUUAAAUAAUUCGUUUCCCUUCCGUUUUUUCACUUGUUUUCUUUUCUUUCUUUUAAAUCUUCCGUAGCGAACUUUUACGCGGACGCGAGAUCACCAUACAAGAAAUUCGUCAAGAGAAGAAAAUUGAAGAAAGGCAAAGGAAAUACGACGAGGAUAGAAUGCGCUUACCAAAACUAGAAGGCUACGAUUAUGACCUCAUGUAAAGGGACUGGGAACGAGCUUCAAGUGCCCCGUCAGACCACCCCUGAAGGAAAUGAAGUAAUUGGUGAUGUAACUGUCGUUCAAAGAAACAGUCUAUAAAAAUUAGAGGAGCUUAGGCCUCCGCGGCCAAGACAGCCACGGUGGUCUGGGUCAUAAAUGCUCAUUUUUCUCGAAAUGCAGUUCUGCAUUUUGAGCGUACUCUGGUAUUUUCCAUGAUAUUUUUCUAUGCAUAAUGAUAUUUGUCACAGAUGUAAUAUAUUUUUGAAGUCUCAGCAGAGUUUACUUAGUUACGUUAGCUCAUUAAAUUAUAGACUAGUAUUUUUAUAUUCCGAUUUUAUUAUUAUGAGUCAACAGCUUUGCCUUUUGGAGUUAUUUAUAAGUCACCAUUUUAAAUAUGACAUUUUCGAGUACAUUUUUUCCGUGACCAUUAAUGUUUACAGUCUAACAUUUUUAUUUCGAAUGCAGUUUUGUAUACAUUGUAAAUUCGUAUUAUUUUUUAGUCAUUAUUUAUUAUUGAUGUAAUCGGCCUUUCGUUAGUUUUGACCAUUGAGAAGAAUAUUAAAGUAGUGAAAAGUGAACGAGGGUUAUAUGUUAUCUAUUCGUCCAAAGUACUUUGGCACUGGAAUGAAUUAGUCCUUUUUCGCAUAGAAUAAAUUAGAUUGUCUAAACUAGUCGUAUGAUACUUUACUUCUGUUUAAUUUAUUUGAUUUUACUAUCGUUUACUAAGAAGGAUUUUCCGGAUUUUUAACUGAACUCUUUAUGCAAAGAAGGUUCCUUUUUUCUCCGAGAUGGAUCUGCAGGGCAAAUUUAGUUUAAUUUCUAGCUAUUUCUUGCUCUAUUGGAAAAAAUUCGUAUUUCAAAACUCCAAAUCUAGAUUUCUUAUCGAAGGUGCCCUUAAUAAUAAUAAACGUCUCCAAAGAGGAUCAUGAAUAUUCACUUAUCCUAUUUGCCUUAGUGAACAGGAUAUUUAUGGUAGAUUAUAAGAAAUAACAGCCUGUUUCAAAUUUUAUGCUAAACAGGUUCUUGCAUAGAGGGGGCCCAACAAGCAUUUUUAGUCGCGGGUUUUUACUGUAUCAGGGGAGAGAACUUUCCCGCUUUGCCCUUAAAAAUCUCCCCUCCCCUCCCCUCUCACAAUAGACCUGAUUGGCAAGUUCACUCUGGGUUGGUUUCAGGACCAAUUUGACUGACCCCAAGUUACACGAACUGGGCAAAUCAACUGUGCCUUUGUCCACAUGAGGUAGCAUUUGGACCUUAUCUAAAAGCUUUUCAAUACAAAGUCCUUAAUUUAAUUUUAUUUACCAAUAAAAAGUCAUGAAAAAUAGGUUACACCCAAGAUGAUAAAUGUUCACUAUGCAAAACGGAUUCGGAAUCCCUUUACGACAUUUUUUUCGAAUGCAGAAACCGCACCAAGCAGUUUUAGAGGAAAUUUCAAAUUACUUUUACACUUUAGCAAGAGAAUUCGUCUGUCUGACCUUGCAAGACAUUAUUACAGGAACAUCAUACAUGUUUUAGAUAAUUCAGUUUUAAUUUUUAUCUCAGUUGAUUUUUAUUUUGCCAUUGUUUUUGGGUAUGGUAAUGUAUGCUAAUGAAUUCGAAACAAAGAGAAAAUAAAAAAAUAACUGCAACAUAUACAAAUUGCCCUUUACUGAAUUAUUUGAUACUGACCGCUAAACUGUACUUAUGGGGUUGUAGAAGAAAUCAGACUCUUCCAAGUAUGACUGCCUCUUCAUCCAAGGUUAAAAUUAAGAAUGAAACAGAAAAGUCCAUAUUUGUUAAAACAAAUGAAAUGCAC
Molecule: messenger RNA, 21645 nt
Organism: Porites lobata
Lineage: Eukaryota; Metazoa; Cnidaria; Anthozoa; Scleractinia; Poritidae
Source: the annotation of a GenBank genome assembly